Messenger RNA from Closterium sp. NIES-65, 1710 nucleotides. NCBI's taxonomy places the organism in Eukaryota, Viridiplantae, Streptophyta, Zygnematophyceae, Desmidiales, Closteriaceae. The record is from the annotation of a GenBank genome assembly.
AUGGAAAACAGGGGCAUGGGGAAGGCGGCCUGGGAGGUUCUCCGUCCGCCUCUGACUCCUCCGCAGUCGCCAUGGGGGUAUCUAACUCCAAAAGUCGGCUCCACUCCUCCCACUGCUGCUCCUGGUUGUCCAUCAACUGCCCCCCUGGCUGCUGCGCUCCCUGGGGUGUUCCGGUCACCCCCGGCUGCCCCUCUGCCUGCUACUCUCGCCGGGGUGCUCCGGGCACCCUCGGCUGCCCCCCUGGCUGGUGCGCUCCCUAGGGUGCUCCGGUCACCCCCGGCUGCCCCCCUGGCUGGUGCGCUCCCUGGGGUGCUCCAUUCGCCCCCGGCUGCCCCCCUGGCUGCUGCUCCCUCUGGAGUGCUCCGGUCGCCCCGGGCUGCCCCCCUAGUUGCUGCGCUCCCUGGGGUGCUCCGGUCACCCCCGGCUGCCCCCCUAGCUGCUGCUCUCUCUAAGCUGCUCCCUGCACCCUCGGCUGCCCCCCUACCUGCUGCUCUCCCCAAAGUGCUCCCAGCACCGUCGGCUGCCCUCCUACCUGCUGCUCUCCCCGGGGUGGUCCGGGCACCCUCGGCUGCCCCCCUGCCUGCUGCUCUUCCUCAGGUGCUCCGGGCACCCUCGACUACCCCCCUGCCUGCUGAGCUCCCAGGAGUGUCUCACUCGCCCUCGGCUGCCCCUCCGCCUGCUAUUAGCGACCUUCUGCUGCCCCUGCGCUGGCAGCUCCCGCCGCUCCCCCCCCCGGCAGCUCCUGCCGCUCUCUCACCGACAGCGCUUGCUGCCCUCCUGCCGGCAGCUCCAGCUGCCCUCCUGUUGGCUGCUCCAGCUGCCCUCCUGUUGGCAGCUCCUGCUACUCUUCUCGUGGCAGCUCCUGCUGCCCUCUUGCGUGAAGCCGCGCCUGGUACCCGGAUCGGUCCCGCCGCACCUCUGGCUGUAGCUCGGCCAUUUCCACGUCUACCGCUUGCUGCUCCCUCUCCGGCAGCUACCCUUCCCCCGGCAGCUCCGGCUGCCCCUCCCUUGGCAGCUCCUACUGCUCUCCUCCUGUUGGCUCCUACUGCCCUCCAGCCUGCAGCUGGGCCUGGUUCCCCGAUUGGUCCCACUGCACCUCUGGCUGUAGCUCGGCCAUUUCCACGUCUACCGCUUGCUGAUCCCUCGCCGGCAGCUCUAGCUGCCCUCCUGCCGGCAACUCCUGCUGCCCUCCUGCCGGCACUUCUUGCUGCCCUCCUGCCGGCAACUCCUGCUGCCCCCCUGCCGGCAACUCCUGCUGCCCUCCUGCCGGCAACUCCUGCUGCCCUCCUGCCAGCAACUCCUGCUGCCCCCCUGCCGGCAGCUCCUGCUGCCCUCGUGCCUGCAGCUCCCGCUGCCCUCCCACCACCAGCUCUUGCCCCUCUCCCGCCGGCCGCUCCUGUUGCUCUCCUGCCGGCAGUACCUGCUGCUCUCCUGCCGGCAGUACCCGCUGCCCUCCUGCCUGCAGCCCUUGCUACCAUUUCGCCGGCAGCUCCUGCUCCCCUCCCACCGGCAGCUCCUGCUGCCCUCCCGCCGACAACACCUGCUGCCCCAAUGCUUGUGACUUCCAGGCCUCCCCCGACGGCCGGUUCUGCUGCCCCCCCUCCCGCCACAAGGAUUGGGUCCCCGAUGGACUCCCCUGCUGCACGUCCGCCCGAGCUCUCCGCCUUCGUUCCUGCCUUUGGGCUAGGCAAGGCCUGCGCCGAGCUGUGA